Messenger RNA from Medioppia subpectinata, 438 nucleotides. The record is from the annotation of a GenBank genome assembly. NCBI's taxonomy places the organism in Eukaryota, Metazoa, Arthropoda, Arachnida, Sarcoptiformes, Oppiidae.
AUGUCACCAAAACUGUCGAAACCGUUAUCACCGGGAGAUGUGAUCACUCAAGACAUGCCAUUCAUUCACGUAUUGGAUGUGGAAUUCAAAGGGAAAUAUUGCGACAAUUGUCUCAAACAAUCGGAUCAAUUGAAGAGAUGCUCGAAAUGUCUUUACAUGUAUUACUGCAGUAAAGAGUGUCAGAAGAAUGACUGGAAGUAUCACAAGAAUGAGUGCAAACUCUAUGGCAAUCAUUUGAUUCAAAUGAUGAUUAACGAUAAAUUUGGUGCCCUUUGGUUCCGACUCUACCUUUCGGUGCAAAAGAUCCCAACGUUUGCCACAAAAAAGUACCGAUUGUUUGACGGAUCGGAUGUCAGUCUCAGAGACAUCUCUGUGGAUGUCUCGGCUGCGAGCGAUGCUAUGAGAAGUCAUUGUCAGGAUAUUUGUGAGAUUCACUGA